Messenger RNA from Labeo rohita (rohu), 2639 nucleotides. It is a transcript of the gene ggt5a, whose product is annotated as gamma-glutamyltransferase 5a. Gene Ontology annotation, cellular component: plasma membrane. The coding region runs from base 200 to 1867 and encodes 555 amino acids. Gene Ontology annotation, biological process: glutathione catabolic process; leukotriene D4 biosynthetic process; inflammatory response. NCBI's taxonomy places the organism in Eukaryota, Metazoa, Chordata, Actinopteri, Cypriniformes, Cyprinidae. The record is from RefSeq and is a predicted model, not a curated record. Gene Ontology annotation, molecular function: glutathione gamma-glutamate hydrolase; leukotriene-C(4) hydrolase activity. The transcript is spliced from 12 exons.
AGUCUGCCUAGUAUCAUUGGAGGGCGCGAAAAGACCUCUUACAAAAACACUUUACACAAUCCAAUUUAGACUCGACCUCUACACCUUGACAAUGCGCUUAAUUAGGCGUUGACACUGUGAAAGGGGAGGGCUAAUAGCGCACUUCUGCUGCACUCAAGAAGUUCAACCAGAAAGCACAGCCGGAGCGGGUCGAGAUACAAUGGCUAGACGAAAAGAAAAAGUUUGUUUGUGUAUAAGUAUUCCGAUUAUAUGUAUCAUCAUAAUUAUUAUUAUUUGCAUUACUCACUUUAACGUGGAGUGUGACGGACUUUACAAAAACGGAGCAGUGGCGGCGGAUUCGGAAACCUGCUCAAAGAUCGGACGAGAUAUACUGCAAUUGGGUGGCUCAGCGGUAGAUGGCGCCAUUGCUACUUUACUGUGCACGUCAAUCAUACAUCCUCAGAGUAUGGGCAUUGGUGGAGGCUGUAUAUUUACAAUACAGGAUCAAAGUGGCAAAGUGAGAGUAAUAAAUGCCAGAGAGACUGUCCCAAAAGCUUUCAAAACAGACCUUCUUGCCACGUGUCCAGCAACAGUACAGUCAUUGAAAGGUGCUCACUGGAUCGGUGUCCCAGGUGAUAUUCGUGGCUAUGAGCGAGCACACAAGCUGUAUGGACGUCUGCCUUGGGCCAGUUUAUUUCAGCCCACUAUCAAGAUGGCUAGAGAGGGCAUCCCUGUUUCCUACGUGCUCUCUCAGUUUUUGCCAUUUCUCCGAAAUGAGAAGCCAGAAUCUCCAUUACGCCAGUUAUUCCAGAAUAAACAAGGUGAGCUAUUGAAAGAGGGGGACAUAGUGAGAUUUGAGAAACUAGCAGAUACGCUUGAGAUCAUCGCACAGCAUGGGGCAGAUGCUUUAUACACUGGAGACCUCGCCAAAGACCUUGUCAGUGAUAUACAAAGCGCAGGUGGAACGAUUUCUCUGGAGGACUUGAGGUCGUUCAGAGCAUCUGAAUUAGGUGCCUGGGAAGUGGCUCUAGGAGAAUAUGACAUGUACUUUCCUCCACCACCAGCAGGGGGAGCUACACUUAGCUUCAUUCUCAAUACUAUGCUAGGUUUUAACCUAAAUUCUGCAUCUCUGGAGGGGGACGAGAAAGUCUUAACAUUUCAUCGUUACAUAGAAACCUGUAAAUUUGCCAACGGUCUUAAGAAGUUCAUCAAAGACCCCAACUUUGCAUCUCAAACGGAGGCAGUUGAGAUCAUUCAGAAGCAUUUUGCGGACAAAGUCAGAGCAAAAAUCAGCCCUGACCACACUUAUGAUGCCAGCUACUACAAUGUCACUCCAUACCUGGACUCUCAUGGCACCACUCAUGUGUCCGUGCUCGCUGAGGAUGGCAUGGCGGUAUCUGUGACCAGCACCAUCAACUACAUAUUUGGAUCCAGAAUUUUCUCCCCCAAAACAGGCAUCCUCCUCAACAAUGAACUUGUAGACUUCUGUGGAAGAACAGACCAGAUUCAUGCUGGUGAGCAGCCUCCUUCCUCCAUGUCUCCAAUGAUCCUCCAUUCCUCAUCUCAGAAGCACACUGUGGUCAUAGGAGCCUCAGGUGGCAGUAUGAUCACCACCGGGAUGGCGCUUACUCUCAUGAACUUCCUGUGGUUUGGCAAGACUCUGAAAGAUUCCAUCGACGCCCCCGUGGUGUAUGUAGACUCCAAAAAUGUACCUAACUUUGAGCCCUUGUUUGACAAAAUUGUUAAGGAGUCACUUAACAAGAUGGGCCACAGAGGCAGCAGUAACUCAACGGUGUUUUAUAAUGUGGUAAAUGCAGUGUCAAAGGAAAACAGCUGCAUAGAGGCCGUAUCUGAUUCAAGGAAACAUGGAAAAGCUGCAGGGUAUUGACAUGCAACUCACAUCAGCUCUGCUCGAUGCAUCUGUGCUGUGUUUGGAUGAAGUAAACCGGGUGGAUAACAAAUUGACAAAUAAUAGCAAACACCAUCAAUAUGUGAAGUUUCGACAUUUUACUGUGAAAAACAUGAAAAUAUAAUAUUUUUAAUUUUACUGUGAAUAAUGUGUGUUGUAAAUACAGUACAUAUAUUGAUGUAUAUAUACACGUUAUGUGAAUGUUAUUUUAUAAUAGUUUGCAACACUGCUUUAGCCACACAUAUUUUUAAAAAAUCAAUUUGUAUAUUAGCCAACUUGCUUGUAUAAUGUGAGUUUAUUUGCACACAUGACCAAAAAAAGGUCAAAUACACAAUAUGAUUUAAAAGUUUGGGAUCUGCAAGAUUUUUUAAAAAAGAAAUUAAAGCUUUUAUUCAGCAAUGAUGAUCAAUAUAUUUCUAAUGUUACAAAAGAUAAUAAUUGAUAAUAUUUCUUGAGAAGAAAAUCAGAAUGAAUGAGAAUGAUUUCUGAAGGAUCCUGUGACACUGAAGAUUGGCAUAAUAAUGCUGAAAAUUCAGCUUCGCAUCACAGGAAUAAAUCAUGUUUUAAAAUAGAUUAAAUAGAAACAGUUAUUUUAAACUGUAAUAAUAUUUCACAAUAUUAAAAUUUUUUAUAUCAAAGAAAUGUAUCUCUGAUGAGCAUAAAGAACUUAUUUAAAAAAAAAAAAAAAAAAAAAAUUAAAAAAUAUUGCUCAUCCCAAACUUUUGAACAGUAGUAUUUCACUUUUUUUUUU